Molecule: messenger RNA, 4163 nt
Organism: Gastrolobium bilobum
Lineage: Eukaryota; Viridiplantae; Streptophyta; Magnoliopsida; Fabales; Fabaceae
Product: auxin response factor 19
Exons: 14
Coding region: 562-4053 (1163 amino acids)
Biological process (GO): regulation of DNA-templated transcription; response to hormone
Cellular component (GO): nucleus
Molecular function (GO): protein binding; DNA binding
Source: RefSeq, a predicted model, not a curated record
CUUUUCCAUUUUUUCUUACUUCUCUUUUUUCCUGUGUCCACCCUCAUGAAUAUGGUGCCUGCAAGGUUAUGACUUCUUGGACUUCAUCGGCUUCACUUGUGUUCCAUUCUUUGCUGAUGCGGACUGUUUCAGCUCAAAGUGCUUGUUUUCGGUGUUUUGAUUAGUCCAACCAGAAAAAUUCCAUUGUUGGGAUUUGCUCCUAUUUGAGAUUUGGCACUGACAUGACAUUUGUGCUGGGUGGCUUGAGUUCUCGAAUAUUAAGCUUCUAGUUGUUGAAUUUGGAAUACUUGAAUCCCGUUUUGGUCGGAGUUAGCAAUUAGUUGCAUUUCCGGGGAGAAGGUUAAGCUUUUUGUUGAUUCUACUCAAUAUUAUCGGAGACUUUAUUCUGGGCACUGUUGGAGAUUCUUCUUCUCCGUGUUCGUUUAUGGGGUAGUGCUGCUGCUGCUGCUAUUGGAGGAUGAGUUGCAGUUAGGAUUAUCUUCUUGUGAAAAUCUUAGGGAACAAAGUCAAAUCUUGUUGCUAGAAAAGGCCAGGUGUUAAAUUUAUUUUUCAUAGGUCGUAAUGAAGACUCCACCCAAUGGUUACUUGCCUAAUUCUGGCGAAGGAGAAAGGAAGACCAUCAAUUCAGAGUUAUGGCAUGCUUGUGCUGGACCUUUGGUUUCUUUGCCUCCUGUUGGAAGUCUUGUGGUUUACUUCCCACAAGGACACAGUGAGCAAGUUGCAGCGUCCAUGCAAAAGGAGACUGACUUCAUACCCAGUUACCCUAACCUUCCGUCCAAGUUGAUUUGCAUGCUUCAUAAUGUUGCCCUGCAUGCUGAUCCUGAAACAGAUGAGGUCUAUGCCCAGAUGACUCUUCAACCUGUAAAUAAAUAUGAAAAGGAAGCAAUACUGGCAUCAGACAUGGGUCUCAAACAAAGCCGUCAACCUACUGAAUUCUUUUGCAAAACUCUUACAGCUAGUGACACAAGCACUCAUGGUGGAUUUUCUGUGCCUCGUAGAGCAGCUGAGAAAAUAUUCCCACCUUUGGAUUAUUCAAUGCAACCUCCCGCCCAAGAGCUUGUUGCCAAAGAUUUGCAUGACAAUACUUGGGCAUUUAGACAUAUUUAUCGGGGACAACCAAAGAGGCAUCUAUUGACUACUGGUUGGAGUGUAUUUGUCAGCACAAAAAGACUGUUUGCUGGAGAUUCUGUUCUUUUUAUCAGAGAUGAAAAACAGCAACAUCUUUUAGGUUUAAAGCGUGCUAAUAGACAGCAGCCAGGACUCUCUUCAUCAGUAAUAUCCAGUGACAGCAUGCAUAUUGGCAUACUUGCUGCUGCAGCUCAUGCUGCUGCAAAUAACAGCCCAUUUACUAUAUUUUACAAUCCAAGGGCCAGCCCCUCUGAAUUUGUUAUUCCAUUGGCCAAGUAUAACAAAGCCAUGUACACUCAACUUUCACUUGGAAUGAGAUUUAGAAUGAUGUUUGAAACCGAGGAGUCUGGAGUACGCAGAUAUAUGGGUACAAUCACUGGGAUUAGUGACUUGGAUCCUGUCAGAUGGAAAAGUUCACAGUGGCGCAAUCUUCAGGUUGGAUGGGAUGAAUCAACAGCUGGCGAUCGCCCAAGCAGAGUUUCAAUUUGGGAAAUAGAGCCAGUAGUGACUCCUUUCUACAUUUGUCCACCUCCAUUUUUUAGGCCCAAGUUCCCCAGGCAACCAGGAAUGCCAGAUGAUGAGUCUGAUAUAGAAAAUGCUUUCAAGAGAGCUGUGCCCUGGCUUGGAGAUGACUUUGGCAUGAAGGAAGCCUCAAGUUCAGUCUUUCCUGGUUUGAGUUUAGUGCAGUGGAUGAGCAUGCAGCAGAAUAAUCAGUUCUCUGCUGCUCAAUCAGGAUGUUUCCCAUCCAUGCUUUCACCUAAUACUCUGCAAAGUAACCUUAGCACUGAUGACCCAUCCAAGUUAUUGAGCUUUCAAGCUCCUGUCCUCUCUGAAUCGAGUCUUCAAUUUAACAAACCUAAUUUACCAAAUCAAAUCAACCAAUUGCAGCAGUCCCCAGCAUCAUGGCCUCAGCAGCAACAACAACUGCAGCAGCAGCAGCAACAACAACUGCAGCAACAGCAACAACAGCAGCUACAUCAUCAACAACAGCAACAACAUCAGCUGCAGCAACAGCAGCAGCAGCAGCAACAGCAACAACAACAGCUACAUCAUCAGCAACAGCAACAACAUCAGCUGCAGCAACAACAACAGCAGCAGCAGCUGCAGUCAUUGUUGCAAAUACCUAUGAACCAGCUCCAGCAGCAGAGGCAACAGCAGCUGCCUGAACCACAAAACCUGCCAUUGAUGCAGCAACAACUGCCUCAGCAGAUGGGACAGCAGCCACAGAAACAGCAACAGCAACAGCAACAGUCAUGUCAAAAUACUAUUAUGAAUAAUGGUGUAGUUGCUUCUAACCAGAUUACAAAUCAGUUUGUACAGCAACCAGUAGGCUACGCUCAGCUUCAGCAACAGCAAUUACUCUCAGGAGGUAUUCCAGCCCAGCAAAGUAUCCAGCCGGCUAGUAAGAAUACAUUCCCACUGACAUCCCUAACACAAGACUCGCAAUUUCAGCAACAGAUAGACCAGCAAGCUAGUCUCUUACAGAGGCAGCAGCAACAGACACAGUUGCAACAAUCUCCAAUGCGGUUGUUACAACAAAGCCUGCCACAGAGGGAGCCACCAGUGACUCAAAUGUCACAGCAAAACCCCUCGGAGCAACAACUACAGCUACAGUUGCUAAAGAAAUUGCAGCAACAACAGCAGCAGCAGCAACUUCUUUCCACUUCUAGCCCACUUUUGCAGUCUCAGCUUCUACAGCAACAAAAUAUUCACCAACAGAACCAGCAAUUACUGCAGCUUCCUAUAUCUCAGCAUCAACCUCUACAGCUUGGCAAUAAUGCCUUCUCAACAGAGAAGCUUCUCAAUAGCAACAAUUUCUCUUCUUCAGCUCUUGUACAGUCACAACAGCUUCCUGCGAAUCAAUCCCAGAAUACACAGAAAUCACUUACAAUUACUAGAGCUCCCUCUACACUUACAGAUGGAGAUACCCCCUCAUGCUCAACCUCACCAUCUACUAAUAACUGCCAGAUAUCUCCAUCAAACCUCCUAAAAAGAAAUCAACAAGUACCAGCCACAUUAGGGAGGAGUUUGGUAGUUGAACCCACUAGUAAUCUGAUUCAGGAGCUUCAGAGUAAGUCUGACAUGCAGAUCAAACACGAGUUCCCCAGUGUAAAAGGACCUGACCAGCUAAAGUAUAAAGGGACAAUUACUGAUCAUCUGGAAGCUUCUUCUUCUGGAACAUCUUAUUGUCUUGAUCCUGCUAACGUCCAGCAGAACUUGCCAUUUUCCAACUUCUGCAUGGAUGGGGAUGUCCAAUCUCACCCUAGAAACAAUCUACCAUUCGAUAAUCUUGAUGGUCUAUCGCCUGAUACUAUGCUUUUAAGGGGAUAUGAUUCUCAAAAAGAUCUUCAAAAUUUGUUGUCUAAUUAUGGUGGUGCUCCAAGAGACAUUGAAACUGAGCUGUCAACUGCUGACAUCAGCUCACAGUCAUUUGGAGUUCCAAGCAUGCCUUUUAAGCCUGGUUGCUCAAGUGAUGUUGGCAUAAAUGAUACUGGGGUUUUGAAUAAUGGCUUGCGGGCUAACCAAACUCAACGAAUGCGAACAUAUACUAAGGUUCAAAAGCGUGGCUCUGUUGGAAGAUGUAUUGACGUCACCCGUUACAUGGGAUAUGAUGAACUCCGGCAUGAUUUGGCCCGAAUGUUUGGGAUUGAAGGGCAGCUAGAAGAUCUUCAAAGGACUGACUGGAAACUAGUUUAUGUGGAUCAUGAAAAUGACAUUCUUCUUGUUGGUGAUGACCCUUGGGAAGAAUUUGUAAGUUGUGUCCAGAGCAUAAAGAUAUUGUCAUCUGCUGAGGUGCAGCAAAUGAGCUUGGAUGGGGAUUUAGGUAAUGUUCCAAUCCCCAAUCAAGCUUGCAGUGGGACUGACAGUGGCAAUGCAUGGAGGGGACAGUAUGAUGAUAACUCUGCAGCCUCAUUUAAUAGGUAAGGAUGUCAAAUACUGACAUUUUGGAGCAGUCAACUUGUUGAUUCUGAGAGGAGGAAAACCAACUUAACCUUUAAAACUUCUGGUUGGUGUUUCUUUAUAUCACAAAUGGA